Daphnia pulicaria is the source of this 1113-nucleotide messenger RNA. It is a transcript of the gene Ak3, whose product is annotated as GTP:AMP phosphotransferase AK3, mitochondrial-like. Gene Ontology annotation, cellular component: mitochondrion; cytoplasm. The record is from RefSeq and is a predicted model, not a curated record. NCBI's taxonomy places the organism in Eukaryota, Metazoa, Arthropoda, Branchiopoda, Diplostraca, Daphniidae. Bases 149 to 817 code for a protein of 222 amino acids. Gene Ontology annotation, biological process: nucleobase-containing compound metabolic process. Gene Ontology annotation, molecular function: AMP kinase activity; ATP binding. The transcript has 6 exons.
AAAAAACAAAAUCUAACCAUGAAAUUUAGGCCUACCGCUUACGUUAAAGCAAAACAUUCUACUGCUGUUUUGUUAUUGGUGUCAGCGCAACGGGAGCUCCGGUUUGAAGUGGCCUUCACGUAUCAGUUAGUUAAAUCAUACAAUUCUCAUGUCUGCUCUACGGUCAAGCCCCAUUUUCCGAGCGAUUAUUCUUGGUGCUCCAGCAUCCGGAAAAGGAACAAUAUCUUCACGGAUCGUUCGUGAUUUCAAGUUGAAACACUUGUCUGGCGGAGACUUGUUACGUUCACAAAUUGGUGCUAAAACUGAAGUUGGAUUGAUGGCCAAAACCUUUAUGGACAAAGGUUCUCUAGUCCCAGAUGAUGUUAUGUCUGCAUUAAUCAUUAAUGAGCUUGCACUCUUGAAACAUCAUAGUUGGCUUCUUGAUGGAUUUCCAAGAACUUUAAAACAGGCUGAAACACUGAAUCAGAAAGAGCAUGUUGAUGUUGUAAUAAGUCUUGAUGUACCUGAGGAGGAAAUUGUUCAAAGGAUUGCUGGACGAUGGACUCACAUAGCUAGUGGAAGAGUUUACAAUACAGAAUUCAAUCCACCUAAAGUCCCUGGUAUUGAUGAUGUAACUGGUGAAAAACUAAUUCAAAGGGAUGAUGACAAGCCUGAAGCUGUCAGACAAAGAUUGCAAACAUAUGAAGCAAACAUUAAGCCAAUCUUGGAAUUCUAUGAUGGGCAUGGUAUCUUAAAGUUAUUUAAGGGGAGAUUUACAAAUGAAAUUUGGCCUAAAGUGCAUGGAUUUCUGUCAGAAAGCAUACCUAAAUCUAAUUGAAUGCUGCAUGCUGCCUUAUGAUCUUCCUGCAUUACUUGGUGAUACUUAUCAGAAGAAUAUACUGUGGAAUGAGGUUUAGAAAACUUUGCAUUUUAACAUUCCCCUUAUUAGUUUUGAAACUUAAUAACUUGCCAAGAAUUUAAUUAUGUUAAAUAGAAAUUAAGAAUGCAAAAUUUAGUUAGAAGCAUUAUGAUGCUGUAUUUCUUUAGAUUGUCAACAGGUUAAUGCAAAUGUGGGAAGAGAAAAAUCUUCAGUGAUGAAAAUAAAAAUUACAUCAGAUCAGCCAAUUGGUAACA